AUGGCCUCCGCAAUCUUCUUCCUCGACCUCAAGGGCAAGACGCUGCUCGCGCGCAACUACCGCGGCGACAUCCCCAUGAGCGCCGUCGAGAAGUUCCCCGUCCUCCUCAGCGAAGCCGAAGACGAGUCCUCCUCCGUGCCGCCGUGCUUCAGCGACGAAGGCAUCAACUACCUCUACAUCCGCCACAACAAUCUGUACCUCCUCGCCCUCACCAAACGCAACAGCAAUGCCGCCGAGAUCCUGCUUUUCCUGCACCGCAUUGUUGAAGUCUUCACCGAGUACUUUAAGGAGUUGGAGGAGGAGAGCAUCCGCGACAACUUUGUCAUCAUCUACGAACUCCUCGAUGAGAUGAUGGAUUUCGGCUAUCCGCAGACCACCGAGUCCAAGAUCCUGCAAGAGUACAUCACGCAAGAGUCUUUCAAGCUCGACGUCCAGGCCCGCGCCCCUCCCAUAGCAGUCACAAACGCGGUCAGCUGGCGAAGCGAAGGCAUCCGCUACCGAAAGAACGAAGUCUUCCUCGAUGUCGUGGAAUCGCUCAACCUGCUCGUCAGCUCCUCCGGCAACGUCCUGCGCUCCGAAAUCCUCGGCGCCAUCAAAAUGAAAUGCUACCUCUCCGGCAUGCCAGAGCUACGCCUCGGCCUCAACGACAAAGUCAUGUUCGAGACGACCGGGCGUGCGACGCGGGGCAAAGCGGUGGAGAUGGAAGACGUCAAAUUCCAUCAAUGUGUGCGACUUUCACGGUUCGAAAACGACAGGACAAUCUCCUUCAUUCCUCCGGAUGGCGAAUUCGAACUCAUGUCCUACCGACUAAACACACAAGUCAAGCCGCUCAUCUGGGUGGAGUGCAUCGUCGAAUCCCACUCCGGCAGCCGGAUAGAAUACAUGCUCAAAGCGAAAGCACAGUUCAAGCGCCGUUCGACAGCCAACAAUGUGGAGAUCUCUAUCCCCGUGCCAGACGAUGCGGACACGCCUCGCUUCCGGACAAACAUUGGCUCCGUGCACUACGCGCCCGAAACGUCGAGCAUAGUGUGGAAGAUCAAGCAGUUCGGCGGCGGGAAGGAGUUCCUCAUGCGCGCUGAACUAGGUCUACCGAGUGUACGCGGUGAUGAAGAACGCGGCGGCGGCAUGAUGGGCGGCUUUGGAGGGAGUAUGGGGGGUGUGGGCGGCACGGGGAAGGCGAAGAGGCCGAUUGGCGUCAAGUUUGAGAUUCCGUACUUCACUACUUCUGGCAUUCAGGUGCGGUAUCUGAAGAUUAUCGAGCCGAAGUUGCAAUACCCGUCAUUGCCAUGGGUGCGGUACAUCACGCAGAGCGGCGAUAUUGCCGUCAGAUUGCCGGAUGUACAAGGAUGA
Molecule: messenger RNA, 1350 nt
Organism: Neohortaea acidophila
Lineage: Eukaryota; Fungi; Ascomycota; Dothideomycetes; Mycosphaerellales; Teratosphaeriaceae
Product: AP-1 complex subunit MU
Exons: 2
Coding region: 1-1350 (449 amino acids)
Biological process (GO): vesicle-mediated transport; intracellular protein transport
Cellular component (GO): clathrin adaptor complex; clathrin-coated vesicle
Molecular function (GO): clathrin-cargo adaptor activity
Source: RefSeq, a predicted model, not a curated record